AUUUUUAUCACUUUUAUCAGCAUAGAUUUGAGAUUAGCAACCCAUUUUACUUAGGGACGUAACAUAACUUUAACCACACAUACUUCUCGUUCAGUGAUUAUUUAUUUAUAUGGCCAAAAAGCCUACAAAACAAAUCAAUUAAAACCAACAUACAAUUCAUUCACACAGAGGUGUUAUUGCUUCACAGACCGGAGGGGAAAUUGUAAAGCAAAUGUUUCGUUAAGGUUACUGACAUAGUAUUAACCUGUGCAGUGUGCAAUCAUGUUAUUCUGGCUUCAACAUAAAUGGUCUGGACUCUGGCUACUUAUAUUUGCCUUUGGUGGUCUCACACUAUUUCUUUAUGGCUUUUUUCCAUUAAAGUAUCAUUCUGGCAAAUUAGCUCAUAUGGAUGAUUUGCCUAAUUUUAUAGAUGGUGUCAGUAUUGAUGGCCAUGAAGUUUACAAUUCUGGUGAAAACAGUGUCAUUCUCAUGGUUAUAGAUGGCUUACGCUAUGACUUUGCAACUGAAGAAUAUAUGCCUUACACUGGCCAGUUAAUUAAAAAUAAAUCAGCAUGCAUUUAUGUCUCUGUUGCUGAACCACCAACUGUCACAAUGCCCAGAAUUAAGGCAAUGAUGACCGGAAGCGUGUCAACUUUUGCGGAUGUUGCUUUGAAUUUUGGCGCGCCGGCUGUCAAAGGAGACAGCAUACUUCGCGUUGCGUCCUCUAGAGGUCGCCACUCCGUAUUAUAUGGGGAUGACACUUGGUUGAGAUUAUUUCCAGGGUUAUGGACAGAAUCGGACGGAACGACGUCAUUUUUUGUCACAGAUUACACAGAGGUGGACAACAAUGUCACCAGACAUUUAGAUACCGUACUUGCCCCUUUAGAAGAUAAAAAACCCAAAUUCGAUUUCUUAGUGCUUCACUAUUUAGGCUUAGAUCAUAUCGGGCACCUAGAGGGCGCCAGGAGUCCAAAAAUUAAACCUAAAUUAAUAGAAAUGGAUGGUAUUGUGAAAAAAAUACACACGGCUAUGCAAACAUGGGACAGAUCAGGGGUACUUAUAAUUUGCGGGGACCACGGAAUGCGGGACGCGGGGGGACACGGAGGGGCUUCGCCCGCCGAAGUGCUGGUCCCUUUAGUCGUGCUGAAGAGCAUGGACUUCCAAUGCCCACAUGAAUUAGGUCCAGGACCCGUAGUGGCACAAGUGGACAUAGCCCCAACGAUAUCUUGGUUACUAAACGCCCCCAUCCCGGGAGACAGUACGGGCAAAUUUCUGCCCUCUCUGCUACCGACUGACAUCAGGCAACACUUGUAUUUACUGCACGUGAACGCUCUUCAUAAUGUCAAGCAAGGCGUUCCUACCGAUACCGAAUAUUAUAAGCAAUUCAAACGCGCCGAAACCCAAUUCGCUCGUUAUCUCUCAACGGGACAGCAAAGUGCCGCACGAAUCGCGAAAGAGUUCUACGACGAAUCCUUAGCCGCCAUGUCCAAGCAAUUGUCGGAAGCAACCACGGACUUUGACGUGUUUGCUUUGGGUUUGGCAGUCGUAUUUUUAUAUUUGAUGUUGACGGCUCUCGCUUGCGUGACUCUGUACUCGCUCCAACCGGAAAACCAACGCAAGAUAAGCGUGACGGACAAACACAAAACUAACUUGGGCACAGUUGUCGCGUUUGCGGUCAUUUUCGCGAUCAUCGCCUCGACCCUGACGUUGACUUGUUUCAUCACCGAAACGAGGAGCCAAUUCUGCUCCUUCAGGCCCGCGUGGUCCGCCGCCUUUUUGGCCUCGGCGGUCGCUCUGACUUUCGCCUACUUCCUCGUGAAGACCGGCUUGGAGAAAAUCCGGGAUCUAUCGACGUUGCGGGAUCUGAAUGCGAUCGAUUUCCUACUGAUACUCGGCACUCUUUUCCAUGCCUGGUCGUUUUUCGGCACGAGUUUCAUAGAGGAGGAGCACAUGACAUGGUACUUCUUUUGGAAUACGCUUAUGUUCUUCGUGUUGGUGCGAACGAUCGUGGUGAUCGUUUUGUACUUCGGCAAGCGGAUGUCGGGGUCCACGGAGGUUCAGGAAAAGCCGGAGUUGGAACACCGAAUGAGCGACGUCGGCGUCGGCAUCGUGCCGAAGUGGGUGUCGUUAAUCGGUUUGCACAGAUAUCUCCGUACAAUGAACCAAACGGGCGACAGGUGGCUCUUUCUUCCGGACACUGCCGACUGGUUGAACGAUCCGGAGAACUCAAUUUAUCUCCAAGCUCAUCUUAUUAUAGGCACCCUCGCGACACUCGCGAUCUGUCUCAGAAACAUCCGCCACAUGAACAACCAUCUGAAGAUACAUUCGGUGCUCACAAUUCUAUCCACGCUUUGUAUAUUUCUGUACCGAAUCAGCGCAGGCUCCUUACGUCUGCCGAACGAAGUUCCGAAAUGGGACGGGGAGCAAGUAGUCCAAGUGUUUUGGUGGCUUUUGGCCGCUCAGACUAUAUUCGAAGUCAUCACUUAUGUCGGUGCGUUUCCGAACGGAAAUAGGUUCGUUUAUAACAAACCCAAAGCGAAAACGGAAGAUUAUUUCUAUGACAACGCGGAAGAACCCUGGAACUUGAACGACGUCAAGUUAAACUUAGCCAGAUCUUUAACUCACAUAAUGUACAAUCAAAUGAUGCUGAUAAUAGUUCUGCUGAUGCGUCCCCACAAUGUUAUCAUGGUGCCUAGCAUCUAUAUCACUUGCCUGCUCACGGCUAAAUGCCUAGACCAUAAGUUGUUGGAUUCGAGACCCGGUAGAAACACGGAGGGCGCCGACACUUUGAGUCUGACUUUGGCGCACAUUUGGAUUGGAGCUGUGUUUUAUUUUUACCAGGGCAACUCCAACAGCCUGGCCUCGGUUGACCUGGGCUCGGGUUACGUGGGUCUGAGUGAAUACAGCCCGAUCCGAGUCGCCGCCCGCAUGGGCCUCCAUGCAUACGCCGGCCCGGCUUUGUCGGGGGCGCAUUUAUUCUGUUCGUUGCCUUAUACAGAUAUUAACAGAUACCGUCAAGCAGUGUGGCGCGUUACAAACAUAAUGGCGUUACACAGAGUGUACCAAGUUGUCAUUUACUGCGUCAUAGCGAUAAUAUUCAGGCAUCAUCUGUUCGUGUGGUCGGUAUUUUCACCUAAAUUGCUAUACGACUUUGUCGCGACAAUAUUCUCCGUUCAGGCGAUGUUGACGAUCGCCGAAAUCGUCUGUUUGACGCACGUAGUUAGUUGGAUUUCUAGGUGCAUCACGUAUAAGAGGAUAACUUAGUUUUUCAAUGGGAUAUAUGUGAAUGUGAAAUAUAUUUUUAUGUGAAUUUAAAACUGAUGUCAAAUAAUGAUCCUGUAAAAUACAAAUUACACGUAUCAUUACCGUUAUUUCUUUCAUCAUACUAUUUUAUGCAUAUAAACGUUUGUAUAUGUGUAUUGUAUAUCCAAUCUAGUCCUAGGACUGCUAAAAUAUAUAAUUAUUUACAUUCUAUAACGCCUGUAAACUAAUAAGCGACACUAUUUCCUCAUACCCAAAAUAUGAUCCUUUGAAAAGUAAAUACGGAUGUUUUAAAUGAAAUUUUUAGCUCAUAAAAGAAGUGAGUGAGUGAAGUAAUAAACAUUCCGAGGCUAGUGUUAUUUUAUUUUGUACGAGUAUUGUAUGUUUAUCCUUGACACCAAAUGCUUACAUUAAUAUUCCGUAAACGAAUAUUAAUUUUGUGUUUCAUUAAGCCUUGUUUUAUAUUAAUAAAACAUUUCUGUGAUAUAUCGUAUUGAACAAUUAUUCCACGAUUAUUUGAAUAGGAUGUACAAAUGUUGCAGACAAAAUCUAAAAAUGAAUUCCUAGUCGUUUCAUGAUUUGUAUUUUAUUUGUAUACGACUUGUGGUGCACUGUGUAAUAGGUAAGAUGGAAUUUGACUUUCGGAAUUCAGAACUAGUUAGAUACGUCUUCAUACUAUACGUAUACUUUAUUAUAUCUGAAAGUCGUAAAAUAACCACUGAGUACUUGAAGAUCGACGAAAUUCCAUCUCACUUGUGCAAUAGGGUUCAGUGAAUUAUCGUUUCACAAAUGUUUAAAAAACUUUGUGUACAAUUGCAAGUAUGAAGCUUAUAAUUUUCCUAUUUUUGUUACUAUAUGUAUGUGUGCCAUUAUGUAAUAAACAUUUGUACCUA
Pieris rapae (cabbage white) is the source of this 4133-nucleotide messenger RNA. It is a transcript of the gene PIG-G, whose product is annotated as GPI ethanolamine phosphate transferase 2. The record is from RefSeq and is a predicted model, not a curated record. Gene Ontology annotation, biological process: GPI anchor biosynthetic process. Gene Ontology annotation, cellular component: endoplasmic reticulum membrane. The coding region runs from base 262 to 3243 and encodes 993 amino acids. The transcript is spliced from 13 exons. NCBI's taxonomy places the organism in Eukaryota, Metazoa, Arthropoda, Insecta, Lepidoptera, Pieridae.